AUGGCCGACUCCGACGGCGAGUACGUCGAGGACAUGUCCGAUGACGAUCUCCACGAUCAUCGAGUAACCAACGGCAACGGCGCAGGCGGAAAACCCGGGAAAGCGCGUGGCAAGAAAGGCAAGAGUGGGCACUCCAAGGCGCGGUGGGAGGACGUCAAGCGCAGCUGGGAGGAAGUUACAGAGGGCGCCGACGGCAGCCUGGCGGUUGGUGCAAGUCUUGAGGCUGAAAAGAGAAGGAGGUUGCUCAAAGAUACGACGCCGCUCCAGCGAGGAAUUAUUCGGCAUUUGGUACUUGUAUUGGACAUGUCAUUCGCCAUGACAGAGAAGGAUAUGCUACCCAAUCGCUACCGCGUCACUUGGGCAUACGCGGCAGAUUUCGUCAAAGAGUACUUCGAGCAGAACCCUAUCUCUCAACUUGGAAUCAUUGGGAUGCGAGAUGGUGUUGCUCUUAGAAUCAGCGACAUGAGUGGCAACCCCACCGACCACCUUGAGAAGCUGAAGUCCUUCGAGGGGCAAGACCCAUCAGGCAACCCCAGCUUACAGAACGCCCUUGAGAUGUGUCGCGGUGCACUUUUUCACGCCCCUUCGCAUGGCACCCGCGAGGUGCUCGUGGUUUUUGGCGCUCUGCUCUCCUCCGAUCCUGCUGACAUUCACGAAACGAUAUCUUCUCUUAUAACCGAUCGCAUCCGCGUCUCUGUCGUCGGUCUUGCCGCGCAGGUUGCCAUCUGUGCCGAGCUUUGCAGCCGGACAAACUCCGGUGAUGACACUCAGUAUAGUGUUUGUAUGAACGAUGCCCACUUCAGAGAUCUACUCCUCGCUGCCACCACCCCGCCCGUCACCCGCACCGCUGCGCAGAGCACUGCAUCCUUGCUCAUGAUGGGUUUUCCAUCAAGAACACUCGUUCGGGGUGAAGCCACCGCCAUUUGCGCCUGCCACAACAAGCCCGCUCGUGAAGGCUACCUCUGCACUCGUUGCAGCACCCGUCGUGCGGCCUGA
This is a messenger RNA of Colletotrichum chrysophilum, 996 nucleotides long. RefSeq lists its product as uncharacterized. The coding region runs from base 1 to 996 and encodes 331 amino acids. The transcript is spliced from 3 exons. The record is from RefSeq and is a predicted model, not a curated record. Gene Ontology annotation, biological process: DNA-templated transcription; nucleotide-excision repair; regulation of transcription by RNA polymerase II. Gene Ontology annotation, cellular component: transcription factor TFIIH core complex; transcription factor TFIIH holo complex. NCBI's taxonomy places the organism in Eukaryota, Fungi, Ascomycota, Sordariomycetes, Glomerellales, Glomerellaceae.